UUACGUAGUAUUUCUAUCGUUUUCAGCACUGGCCCCAAACGCACAUCGAUAAACACAGUGAUUCGGUCAGGUGAACAUUUCUGUUGUCUGAUUAACAGUGUCUAGGGGCAAAAAUGAGUUUAGCAAGUUGGUACCAUUACCUCAAUACGGAAGCUGCCGAUGUAAAAACGAAUGACUGGUUUUUGGUAAGCUCUAUUGUGCCUAUAAUUCUCAUCACAUCCGCGUACUUGUACUUUGUGCUAAAAUGUGGGCCAAGAUACAUGGAAAACAGAAAACCAUACUCUUUCAAAACCUUCAUCAGAUUGUAUAACAUAUUUCAAAUUGUGACGAAUAGUAUGAUCGUGUAUCACACAUUUGAGGCUGGAUGGUACAGAGAUUACUUUGUCUAUUGUACACCGAUAGAUCCGACUAUCACACCUACAGCUAUGAAGUUCGCCCAUAUAUCAUGGUACGUGCUAGCCCUAAAAGUUUUUGACUACACCGAGACGGUGUUGUUCGUGCUGAGGAAGAAACACCGACAGAUAUCAUUUUUACAUCUGUACCAUCAUGUAACGACAGUGUUUGUUGCAUGGGUGUUUGUAAAAUACUCGCCUAAUGGAAUGGCGAUUACGGUUCCGCUGGUCAAUUGCGGAGUACACGUGAUAAUGUACACUUAUUAUUUUUUGGCAUCGUUUGGACCAAACGUGCAACAAUACCUUAACGUAAUUAAACCUGGCAUCACCAUCAUUCAAAUGGUGCAAUUCGUCAUAUUGUUAGCAUACUUAACGACUGCAUUUGUUCCUGGUUGCAAGGACGUUAAAAUGAUGUCCGGAAUAGUAAUGGUGGACCUAAGCAUCAAUUUCUAUUUGUUUUAUCAAUUCUACCAGGAGACUUACAAGAAGCCAAAGCGUUCAUAAACAUUACGAAUUUUUGCAACGUUCCUGGAAGAAUGUUGGAGAAGAAACAUUUCAACAAUUUGCUCAAAUACUCGACACGUUCACCUGCUCAAAGUGUUUUAUUUUUCCUGUACCAUACUUAUAUAAGUAAGGGUAUCGACAAUAAUCAUCUACCAAAACUCUACCAAAUGUUAAUAUAUACAGUGAAACGUAACCUAAAUGAACAGAAAUAUCAGUUUCACAGGAAUACUACAAACUGCCAAUAUUUUAUUAAUAAUUGAUCCUUCAUAAGAGCCAAUUCUAUCUACGAGUACAAAAUUAACAUACACCUCUUGGCCUAUUUUACACGAAAACAAGAAGAUUAGCAGUAAUGGUCAUUGUGAGAAGAAAUCGUCUUCCGGGAAUGCAAUUUGUCUUGCACAAGCGCAGAGGCAUGCACUGCUGUGCAACAUCAUGAUGGAGGGAAACCACCUGUUGCAGUCGCCUGUUGCCUCUAACCAUACAACGUGAAUAAUCCAUCAUCUUGCACAAAAAUACACGAUGAUCUACUCUAGGAUUCUUUUUAAUUAUAUCUAAAGGUUACACAACUGAAAGAAACAGUGUUCGACCCACCAAUAUUUUAUUUGGAAAUUCAAUUUUAAUUGGUUUAAUUAAUAUUACUUUAUAUUAAAUGGAUUUUCCCUGAUAAUCCGGGAAAGGUUUUCAGAAAAACAACUUGUACAUACACGAGUUGUCCUUCUCACUAAUGAAAAUUACACGGCCGUGCAUCCAAUCUGUGUUUUUCAUUAACUCUCACAUGCUCGUCCACGUUUAUAGAAAGUAGUUCGCAUUAAGUCCACUCAUUAACAAGCGAUUUGUAUGCAAACCCGCGCUAUUUUCUAUCCGAUGAAAAUUACGGUAACGAUACAACCUGCUGACGAUAUUCAGAGCGUAGACGUAGAACAGGACACGUGAAAUUCGUCAUGAACAAUCAAAGAUUCUCUGUUUGAUACAAUAUACCAAGUCAGCUAAUCAGUAUCAAUUAGCACAUUAUCUAUAGCCUUGUAAAAUUAAAUGCUCUACAGACAAAUCUAUGCUAUCGAGUUCCUUUUAAUUACAGCCAACUUAAAUGUUAAUCCAUCCACCAAGGAAUAGACUAACGAUCAGAAACGUAUUUCAUUGAUUUGCAGUCGAUAAUCGUUACAAAAAGUGCUCGUAUAAUUUACAAUUCAAAUUCAUGAACAUAAAUUGUAUCUUCUCGUUGGCUAAUUUUCUUGCAGAUAAAUUACAAAACAAUUCUGAAACUGCGUUGUUGAAAAAGAUGAAUGGAGCUAUUGGAAAUAAAUAUUCACCUAUGUACUGUGAUUCAUAUACGAUUCGUUCUAUGAAUAAAUUGACGUUCUGCUAGCGUUA
Messenger RNA from Osmia bicornis bicornis, 2267 nucleotides. RefSeq names its product elongation of very long chain fatty acids protein AAEL008004-like. The transcript is spliced from 4 exons. Gene Ontology annotation, cellular component: endoplasmic reticulum membrane. Lineage: Eukaryota; Metazoa; Arthropoda; Insecta; Hymenoptera; Megachilidae. Gene Ontology annotation, biological process: sphingolipid biosynthetic process; fatty acid elongation, saturated fatty acid; fatty acid elongation, polyunsaturated fatty acid. The record is from RefSeq and is a predicted model, not a curated record. Gene Ontology annotation, molecular function: fatty acid elongase activity. The coding region runs from base 114 to 896 and encodes 260 amino acids.